This is a messenger RNA of Paracoccidioides brasiliensis Pb18, 468 nucleotides long. RefSeq lists its product as uncharacterized. The transcript has 2 exons. The record is from RefSeq and is a predicted model, not a curated record. Bases 1 to 468 code for a protein of 155 amino acids.
AUGGAUAGACAAGGAACCGAGGGCCCUCCGCGACUACCCAGUCAACUUUUGUCGUCUGGUGCGCAACAAUCCACUCUCCCAGCUUAUCACAAGGAGUUGGGUGACUUUCUCCAGAAGGCGCCCUUCCAAACCUAUGCCUCUGUCAGGACCUCAAAUAACCAGUCCCAACAUUCUGGCGAUAUUAAAUCCGAAGACAGAGACAAUAUCCCAGAUUCUGGGGCUACGACAGAACCUUUGGCUCAUGAUGAAUUGGAAAAUCGUCACUAUUGGUGUGAGGCGCGGCAGGUUGAAAAGAGCCCUAAGAUUCAUCAUAUUGGAGAUAAAGUAUGGCGAAAUAAUAAAUAUGUUCACCGUGUUGUUUAUGUGGUGGAAACAUAUCUCCCAGACAACUGCCUCCCUGAAAAUGCGAGGCUCAGGCUGCGGAAGCAGGAGGAGAAACAAAAGAGGAGGGAGAAUGAGAUGCAGUGA